This is a messenger RNA of Amphibalanus amphitrite, 2636 nucleotides long. Its product is annotated as translation initiation factor IF-2-like. The coding region runs from base 433 to 2061 and encodes 542 amino acids. The transcript has 3 exons. The record is from RefSeq and is a predicted model, not a curated record. Lineage: Eukaryota; Metazoa; Arthropoda; Thecostraca; Balanomorpha; Balanidae.
GGAGCGCCGCGCCGGCCCGCUCAGUAUCGUACGGGAGCGCCGCGCGCACGGAGCGACGCUGGUGUUAGAGCCCGACUCGGACCGCUGCCGCUGCGGUCUCUGGUGUUAGUGACUGGGCGCAGUGCUGCAGUCUCCAGUGUACUGUGCCACGCCACUGAGGCUGUCCGGCACUGACAGGACCUGCCAUCGGCGUUACUGGAAAUACGACCGAAUCGUCCCUUUAGAUCGUCUUUGGAAGGUCGAAUCGCCAGAGCCGGAGAGAGUGAGGAGAACCGGCUGAAGAGAUCGUCCGGAGGAGCCGGAGCACAGACUGACAGCAGAUUGGAGAACAUGGUGCCCAAAGGAGUGAUCUAGUGAGCCGGCAGUGUGACGCAGAUCGCAGUGUGUUUCCGAGGGAGCAGUGUGGUGUGUGGGACAGAACUGGUGAGCGGUAUGGAGUGUCAGACGGAGGUGCGCGGACAGUGUCAGCCGCCGGUGCCGGUGGAGACCGGCAGCGCCGCCACAGACUAUGACCAGGAGCGGCCGCUGAUGGACAGCCCGCCGCGGCCGCGCGCGCACAGCCGCCGUCAGCGGCGCCGCGUGCUCUCCAACCCGCUACUCGACACCAUCAGCGCCAUCGAGGACGACGACAGCGACGAGCUCGGCCUGCCCGAGCGCAAGGGCGCCGACGGCGAGACGUACACGGCCGGCUACGUGGGCGGCAGCUCCAUCGACAGCGGCUACAAGAGCUCGUGUCCCACGCCGGAGAUGGUCGACAUUGCCUACUACACCACCACCCUGUCGCCGGCCGAGCAGGCCAAGCGGCUCUCCGUGGCCAGCCAGACCAGCCAGGACAGCGCCAGCAGCCUGCCCGGCAGUCUCGGCGUGGCACAAAAGCCGCGCAUCGCCAUGGGCACCAAGGUGAUGAGCCGGCAGGCGGCCAGCGCCUCCAGCGUGGAGCAGCCGCGCCGGCGACACGACUCCGGCUUCAGCGACGCCACACUCUGCCACCUGACCGUGGUGCGGGACAACCUGCUGCGGAUGGAGCGCAGGAGCCGCGAGCCGAGCGCCGCCGCGCCGCCGCCGCGGCCGGAGGCGCGCGGCCAGGGGGUGCCGGCGGUACGUCCCCGCAGCGCCAGCAUGGGCUCCGUGUCGGCCGUCAGCCCGCGGCCCCUGCGCCGCUCCGGCUCGCCCGUGCCGCCGCCCAGAGCCGCGCCCCGCGCCGCCGUGCCGGCCCCGGCUGCGGCGCCCGGUCGGCCAGCAUCGCCUCCCCCGCCGUCUGUCCACCCGCGGCGCCGCAGCCCGUCACCGGGCGCACCGCGGCCCCCGGCGCGACCGGAGCUGACAGCGGCCUGCCGGCGGCCGCGGCCACCGCCCGCCCGGCCGGCGCCGCGGGACGCCGCCGUCCGGCCGGCCGUGGCCGAGCGCGCCCAGCGCGGCACACGAGAGGAGGACAUCGACGGCCUGAUGUACGGCCGCCGCGCCGCGCCGCACUCCACGGAUCUGCUGGCACCCAGCCGGAGAGCAGACGUGCUGAUGCCUCGCGGGCCCGUCGGAGCCCGGGUGGGCGUGCCGCACGAGCCGGUCGGCCCGGCGUCGGACGGCCUGUCUGCGAGGCCCACCGCCGGACGGCCCGUGCACGGCAUCCGCUCCAAGUUCUCGCACAUGGCGCAGUGCAUGCUGGACAUCAUCGACGAGCUGCACAGCAAGGGCCGCGUUCAGCGGCCGGCCGACUCUCCCAGUCCAACGCCGUCCGACUACCACACCUACGAGGAGGUCAUGUACGGCCUGAUCGGCCGGGAGCGGAUCGCCGAGGCGGCGCCGUCACCGGAGCCGCCGCCGCUGCCGCUGCGCCCGUCGGUCCUGUUCAGCUCCGCGCGCGAGGUCGCCCCGGCCGUCCCCGUGCUGCCGCCGCCGACUGACUGCGCGCCGCGCCGGCCCGACGCCCCCAAACAGCGCAACAACCUGUACUCACUGUUCAGCAGCGCCCGCGAGCGCCGCUCCCUGUCGCACAAUCUGGAGCAGGAGGUGGCCGGCGCCGGCUCGGACGGCGACGAGUACGGCUUCGCCGUGAGGAAGUAGACGAGCCGGUGUGCAUGGGGUGGGGAGGGGCGGCCCAUGGCGCCGUGUGGGGACCGUCCGCUACCAGCGCCGUGUCGGAGGUCCGUGGCGCGGGUCUCUGCCGCCACUGAUCAGUCUGGCGGCGCCGGUACACGCGCUGACAGCUCCCGGUGCGCCGGAGGGCGGGAGCGACACGUGUCGGGGCGCGGUCAGCCGUCGGGUCGGGUGCCGAUGUGCUGAUCUCAGGCACCGCAGCAUACACGGCUAGGGUCGGACGGCGGCGGCGGCGCAACCGGGGCGCGACCAGGACCGCGCGCAGUCGUGGACGCGCUCGUUAAGAAGUGCUAGUUUUUCCUAUCGGUGGCCUUUCCAGUUUUUGUUAGCGAGGCCACUGGCGGGGAGGUACGAGAUAGAGACUCGAGACUAUUUGUGAGCUGUAUCCCAUGUUGCCAAACCUACGCACCUCACAACUGUGUCUAUGUUGGCUUUGGUGAAGCCUGUUGCCGUAUUUGUGUAAUUGCAUUCAGUAUGGUGCACAUUUUGUAUAGCGAGUUAUUUGUUGGUAAAGAAAUAUACUACCUAUGCUGCCAAUAGCG